AUGGCCAUAUAUAACCACGAGUCAUCGGGAUGCUCGGCUGACAUGGCAGAGGGCUCUGCUGAAGAAGAACAAAGCAGUACCGCUGCUCCGGCUUCGCCUCCCGCGGAUUUGCGUACGAUAACCACCCACUUGUCGCCCUCGCCGUACCGCAGAUUGCAGCCGCCCCAACCCCAGCAGACUCACCACCGCCCUUACUCCAACAUGUUGGCGACUGCAGCCCCCAUGAGACAUAACUACAACAUGCUGUCCCACGUGAAGACCGAAGCCGCUGACAUCGAGCCACCCUGCGACGUUCCGCUGAAUCUCAAGAGCGAGUCCAUUGGUUUGACGCUUGUCACUGGAAAACCGUUCUAA
This is a messenger RNA of Cotesia congregata, 354 nucleotides long. The record is from the annotation of a GenBank genome assembly. Lineage: Eukaryota; Metazoa; Arthropoda; Insecta; Hymenoptera; Braconidae.